AGUACUAUAUCAUUCUCUACUAUUUCUAUCGAUCUUUACUCAUCAAUUUUUGUAACAAUGGAAAUGUUUGGCAAAAUUGCAUGUUUUGUGCUUUUGUGCAUGGUGGUGGUUGCACCCCAUGCAGAGGCAUUGACUUGCGGCCAAGUUACGUCUGGCUUGGCUCCAUGCCUCCCUUAUCUUCAGGGUCGCGGCCCUAUUGGAGGGUGUUGUGGUGGUGUUAAGGGUCUGUUGGGUGCAGCCAAGACCCCAGCAGACCGGAAAACAGCAUGCACUUGCCUGAAAUCAGCAGCUAAUUCUAUUAAGGGCAUUGAUACGGGCAAAGCUGCUGGUCUCCCUGGAGUUUGUGGAGUCAACAUUCCUUACAAGAUAAGCCCUUCCACGGACUGCUCCAAGAUCCAGUGAGGCUGAUCGAUGAAAGCUCAAUUUUUCCAACGCAAUGUAGCUUGUGGAGAAGUAAUGAUAAUAAUAAUAAGAUGGAUCGAGUUUGAUCUUGCUCAUGGAUCCAUUACUAUAUGUUGUAUCUUUUUUUUCUUUUUUCUUUUUUAAUUUGUGUCCAUCUUUGGGAGUCAUUAUCGAGCCUUGUAUUGUACUACAAUCCAAUCUUUGAUAAUACAUCUUCAACUAUCUUUCUUAGUCCAA
Molecule: messenger RNA, 639 nt
Organism: Solanum tuberosum (potato)
Lineage: Eukaryota; Viridiplantae; Streptophyta; Magnoliopsida; Solanales; Solanaceae
Product: non-specific lipid-transfer protein 2-like
Exons: 2
Coding region: 58-402 (114 amino acids)
Biological process (GO): lipid transport
Molecular function (GO): lipid binding
Source: RefSeq, a predicted model, not a curated record